Molecule: messenger RNA, 7271 nt
Organism: Drosophila busckii
Lineage: Eukaryota; Metazoa; Arthropoda; Insecta; Diptera; Drosophilidae
Gene: Mgtor
Product: nucleoprotein TPR
Exons: 6
Coding region: 16-7155 (2379 amino acids)
Biological process (GO): protein import into nucleus; mRNA export from nucleus; G protein-coupled receptor signaling pathway
Cellular component (GO): nuclear pore
Molecular function (GO): structural constituent of nuclear pore
Source: RefSeq, a predicted model, not a curated record
AAGAGCAUACCGAUCAUGGAUCUAAAGGGUCCACAAGCGUUGGCUGAGAUCUUUGCGCCAGAAGAGCUGGAGCAAGUACCAGCCGGCGUGCAACAAAAAUUUAAGACUUAUCUAGACGGCUUUUUCGAUGAAUAUUGCAAAGAGCGCGCCGCAGCGCAGCGUCUCACUGAGACAGAACAAAAGUAUGAGGAACUGCAGAACCAAAUACUGGACAAUCAAGUGAAGUUUACUAACUUUGAGCAAAAUGUAACAGAGUUGCGCAGCCAGCUGGAUCAAGUGUGUGCCGAACGUGAUCAAUUGCUGGAAUCUGUUAAGAGCCACGAUCAAAAUGUGGGCACGCUGCGCAAGGAGAAGGUGGCCUUCGUGGAUGAACGCGAUUCGCUUCUUAAGAUCAUAGAGCGACAAAAUGGGGAGUUGGAACGACUAAAGCAGGAUUUGCAGACCUACCAGCAGCAACUUAAAGGCGCCAUAACAGCCAAGUGCGAGGCCAUUGCACGUGUGGAUGAGGUGCAAAGCAAGGAAGUCUCAUUGGACAUCAAGGAGCGUCGUUUGGAAAGCGAACGCGCCAUGCUACAAAAUGAGAUACAAUUGCUAAGCGUCGAUCUCAAUCGCAACAAUGCAGAGCUACAAAAUCUACGCCGCGAUCAUUCCGUCAAUAUCAUGUUGCUGGAAGUGCAGCUCAAGGAGAAGACCGAGGAGCUGCAAAUAAUGCAAAGCCAGAACACGCAGUACGCAAAAACCAUCGAAGAGCUGAAUAAGAAGAUUGAGGAGCAGAAUCAAGGUAUAUAUGAGCAUAAUAUGGCCACUGAAAAGUUUGUAGACACGCUCAAAAAAGAGCUCGACAGCAAAGAUAAACUGGUGGAGAUUUACAAAAAUACCGAACGCGAGAAUGUGAGCGAACGCAAUGAGCUGCUCAAGGGUAUUUCUGAGCUGAAGCGCAUGCUGACUGAAACUACAGAUCAGUAUGGCGAACUCGAGUCAGAAUAUCAGCUGGCCAAGCAACAACAGGCUGAGCAGUUGGAAGAGCAUAACAAAGCUAUUGAGCAUCUAAAGACAGAAAUUGGACAUGCCAACGAUUUGCUAAAGGAGGCGCAAGAGCAGAGUCUGGAAAGCGCCAUUUGCAAGCUAGCGCCAACAGCAGCGGUGGCCAAUCGUCUAAUGCGCUCAGACAUGUCGCUCACCGAGCUCUACUCGCUGUAUGCCAAGAAUGCCGAGCAACUGGAGGCCAAAACUCGUGAGAAUGCACAACUGAAGCUGCAAAUUAAAUCUAUACUGGAGGAGAUAAACGAGCGUGCGCCUGUGUUCAAAAAACAAGAUGCAGACUAUGCCACUCUGAGCAAGGCACACAAACAGCUGCUGCAGCAACGCGAUGAGUUGGUGGAGCAAAAACUUCAGCUGGAACAGCAACUUGAGCAGUCGAGCUUUGAAGCCACGCGUCACAUCAAGGAAAACAAAAAGCUGAAGCAAUCCCAGACAGAUCUAAGUCGCCAGGUGUGUCUGCUGCUGGAUGAAGUCAAUUGCUUGCGUGCGGGCGUGCCACGCAACAAGCAGCAAUCGCAGCCAAGUAUUAUAACUAACUCCAGCGAUGCUAUCAGCCGUGAUCUGGUCACCUUUGAGUCCAUCAGCGAGCUGCAGUCACAGAAUGUUAAAAUGCUGACAUUAAUACGCGAGCUCACCAGCGAGCUGGAGGCCAAUGAGGUUAAAAACGAUGCCAUGCAGCUGCAGGUGUUCGAGGAGAAGUUCGAGAAGGCUACACAGCGUCUAAAUGAAAUGGAGGAGCUGCUAACCCAGAAGAAUAAUACAAUAGGCACGCUUAUGGCCAAGUGUGAGCGCUAUAAAAAGUUUUACUUUGAAGCGCAAAAGAAACUGGGCUGCCAGACAAUGGAUCUGGACGACUCUGCCAAUCUGCAGCCUGAACCGGAGACGACUACAGCACCAAACAAUGAAGCUAUAGGCAAAUUGGAGCUACGCAUACAAAGCCUGGAGCAGGAGCUGUCUGCAGAAACGAAGAGGUACGCCGAGCUCAAGGAGAACUAUGAAUAUUAUACCAGCGAGAAGCGUAAGAAUGAUGCCUUGGUGCAGGAGCAGUUUGAUUCCAUGCGCACGGAGCUGCGUGAGCUAACCUCUGUCAAUUGCAAGCUGUUGAAUGCCAACGAGUUCCAAAAGGAGCAAAUGGAUCUGAUGCAAAAGAGUAUUGCUACCUACAAGCUGCAGAUUGCCACACUGGAGGAGCGCAACAAGAAUUAUGAAAAAACAAUCAUCAAGCAUGAGCAAACAGUGCAUAUGCUCAAGGAUGAGCUGAUGUCGGCGCAACGCAAGCAGGUGGCAUCGGAUACAGAGGCGCAUGGCUUGCGUCAUGAGAAUCGCAUGCUCAAGGACACCACCGCGCGUUUGCAGGCGGAGAAGGAGGGCUACUAUCGCGAGCAUCAAAGUCAGGCUUUGUUGCUAAAUAAUUUAGAAUUCAUCAAGGCCAAUCUGGAGCGCUCUGAAACGGAGGGACGUGCUCGCUUGGAGCAGCGCUUGGAUGAUACGGUGCGUGAAUUAAGCGCACAGCGUCGUCACUUCCAGGAGGAGGAAGAAAAGUUCCGUGAAACUCUCAACGAAUUUAAGCGUCAAACUGAAAGCGCACAAAAGUUAUGCGAGGAGGAACGUCAGCAGGCUGAGAAGUGGCAGGCGGAGCUGUUGGGUGUGCGUGAGGAGCUUGCCGCCAAGGUGGCGCAAGUGGCGGAGCUUAGCAAGAAACUGCAGGAGAGUCUCACUCCGUCUCAAUCCGAGAAUCCCAUUAGCGCUGCCAACAAAAAGGCGCGUGAAUUCGAGCUUAGGUACGAGCAGGCCAGCAUUGAGAUUGAAUCGCUGCGCAAGGAGCUCGCCAAGACGCGCGAACAUGGCGAUCAGUUCUAUAAAAUGUCACAGAGCGCGGAGAGUGAAAUUAAGCGUCUGCAUGAUAUGCACACUGAGCUGUUGUCCAAGGCCGAGGCGGAGCUCAAGCAAUUGAAGAGCUCCGAGGAGAAUUUGAAAACACGCGUCACCGAUUUGGAGGCUGAGCUUAUGCUUAACAACGUUACCGAGCAGAGCAAGAACACCAAUCAGUCGGAUCAGCUGAAAUUGGCACAAGAGGAGCUCAAGAGUGUGCUGGAGAAACUCACAGAGUCGGGACGCACCGUACGCAGCUUGCGCGCUGAGAACUCACAACUGGCCGAUUCGCUUAAUAGCGUUGAAAAGAAAUACGCCAAUGAGAUGGUUCUCCACUCGGCGGACAUACAAGAGCUCAGCAAGUUUAAGGCUGACUUCCAGAAGUUGCAAGAUGAGCUCAAUAAGCUUAGAAGUGGCCGUGAAUCUCUACAAGCUUCACAUGAUGAACUGCAGCGCGCCAAUGCCGAAGCGCAGAGUCUGCUACAGAAGGAGAAGGAUGAGUCAGAGCGACGCGUGGCGGAUCUUAAUGCGCUCAAUGCUAGCUUGCAUGAUCAGAUCGAAGCAUUGACCACCAAGUUGGCUGCAUUGGCGCAGUCAGCGCAUGAUCCGAAUGGUUCGCUGUUGCUCAGCGAGUCCGUGAGCGAGUCUGUGGCACAGCUGGACAGUUCCGCAUCUGUGGAUGAGCUGAGAAACAGCGAACAGCUGCUCAAGAUAAUAAAGUUCUUGCGCAAGGAAAAAGAUUUAUAUGCAGCCAAGUUGGAUAUACUCAAAGCGGAGAAUGCACGUCUCAUGUCCGAGCAUACGUUGCUGCAAAAGAAGGUGGACGAGCUGCAGGGCUAUCUGAAGCAGGAGCGUGCCAAGAGCGAAACGGAUGUGGUGUCUGCCUCCAAGCAUGAGCAAGUGCUGCGCAAGAUUGAGACUUUGAAUGCCAUAACCGACAGCAAUCGCAUAUUGCGUGAGGAGCGCAAUUCCUUGACCAAGCGUGUGGCUGAGUUAACGGAGCGCAUCAGCAGCGUUGAAAAGGAACUGUUCCCGCUGCAGUGCGGCAACAAGGAAUUGACAUCGAAAAUUGACGAGCUCAAUGUGGAGAAUAACUCGCUGCGCACUGAGGCCAUCAAGUGGCGUCAGCGCGCCAAUGCGCUGGUAGAGAAGAGCAAUCGUAAUCCAGAGGAAUUCAAGCGCUUGCAAACGGAGCGUGAACACCUGGCCAAGCUGCUCACCGCAGAGAAGGAUGCAAGCAAGAAGCAGCUUGAUGACCUGGCGUUGCUUAAGCAGCGUCUGGAUACUGAGCUGCCGGCACUGCAAAAGCAGCUGCAAUUGGUGGACGAAACACGCAAGAAGCAAACCGAGGAAUCCAACAGCUACAAGAUGCAGAGCACGCGCCAGUUGCAGGAAAUAAUGGAGCUAAGGAACCGCAUAAUGCAGAAGGAGGAGCAACUGACCAAGGCACAAGAGGAUCUGGAGAACAAAGACAAGACCAUACAGGACAAGGAGAGCAAGGAGCUAAUGCUGCGCAAGCUGGCCAAACGUUACAAGGACUACUACAUGGGACUGCAAGCGCAAGCUGGCGGCAGCGAUACUGUCGCCGAGUUGGAAAAGGUGCGCGGUGAACUGGAUGAGGUGCAGCAAUCGCUGCGCACCAGCAAGGAGCAGCAUGAGCAGCUGCAGCGCGAGCAUGAGGAGCUCAAAACACGCGCCGCCGUGGCACAAAGUUCAGUGGAGUCAAAGCAAAAGAUAGAGCAACUGCUGCAGGAGCUAACCGUAACCAAGACAGAGCUGGCGCAGCAGGAAAGCGCACAUGCCGGCACCAAGACCAACUAUGAGGAGACUGUGGUGCGUCUGGAGCGUGAGCUGCAGGAGCACAUUGCCAGCAACAAGGACAUCAAUACGCGUCUUAUGCGUGAGAACGAAUCCUUGCAUAUGCGCAUCAAUCAGCUGCAACGGCAGCUGGGCAAUCAGCAUCAGUCCACCAAACCCACGACCAGCUCUGUGGGCAUGGCCGAGAAGGGACAACUCUCGGACAGCUCGCCGCGCACAGCGAAUGUCAAGCCCAUGUCUGGAGCGGCCACACUGCAGCAAUCUGCCACGGUCACUCCCUGGCGUGGCGGCGAGACUCCGCUAGCCAGCAUACGUCCCAUCUCGGUGCAGAAUAGUCGCACCGCUGCCAUCUUGCCAAACAGUCAGCAACAAUCGCAGCAGCAACAGCCGCAGUCGCAAACCCAAUCCCAACAGCAGCAGCAACAGCAGUCAGGUGCCACUACCAGCAGCAGUUCCAGCUCUAGCUCCACUUCGGCAGCCGCGCCCACUGCCGCCGGCAGCAGCAGCUCCAGCACUUCAUCUUCUGCAGGCAACACCGCUCUGGUGCCGCCGCAGCAACAGGUGCAUACCACUGGCAGCACUGCCCUGGAGUCCAUGGCCUCCUCGUCGCCCACAUCAUCGCACACCGACUAUAUGCCCUCCACCAGCAGCGCAGCUGUAGCUGUCGCCGCCAUACCGCCCAUGGGCGCUUCGGCUGCCGCUGCGGAAAGCUCCCAAGAGGCAGAGAGUGUGCAGCAUCCGCAGCAGGCAGAUGCACAGCUGUUUGUAGGUGCCGCCAAGCAGCAAGUAGUAGUGUUGGUCUCACCACGCAUGGAGGGCUCUAGCUCAUCGACCACCUCAUCUUCUUCGAGUAGCACCACGACCACCACAACCUCAACACAACAGACCAGCGCUGUGGCCGCCAGUGUGCCCGAAGCCAGCAAUCAGCAGCAGCAGCCCAGCACAUCGGGCAGCAGCAGCAGCUCCACUGUGGUCAGCAGUCAUAGUCGUCAUACGCCCUCUAGCAGCAAUGUAACCACCACUCAGGCUGGCAGCUCUAAGCGUCCACGUGAUGUGGAGGGUGACUCCUCCACCUCCAAUGCGGAGGAGGGUGUGCCCGAGAAAAUAGUCAAGUUGAGCAAGCGUCUGCGUGCGCCCAUGAUGCAUGGCAGCGAGUUGAGCGGCGCACAUAUAGGCGACUCCGGCAUGGAUGUGGAUCAGCUGCCGACGUCAUCACAGCGUGAUCAAGAGGAUGAAAUACAAGUGGACUCGGAUGAGGAGGAAGAGGAGGAUGUGUUGGGACCCAUUGAUGGCGCCGAAGCUGAGCAGGAGGAAGGCUACGAGGACUCUUACGAGCAGGACAACGAUAUGGAUGAUAAUGAGGGUGCUGAAGCGCCCGAUCAGCAUAAUGAGGUGGAUAUUGAUCAGCUGUCGGUGCCAGCGCAAGCAGAGAGCUGUGAACUGCUAGGGGAUCCAUCUGAUUCGGUCUCUACGCAGGAGAAUAACCAAAGCCAGGCCAUUACCAGCGGCAGUGGCGACUCCAACACACCAGCACCGUUGCCCGAGGCCUCCAACUGGAAACAGUCACCGUCGACAUCAAGCGCGGCAGCGCGACGCAAUGAGAGCUCUGUGGAACUGGUCAGCUCACCGCAGGUGUCCAACUUUAGCGAGCAGCCCAGCUGCGUGGAAACUGCAGCGGAGGUUGCCGAGGCAGCUGCUGUAGUCGUUGAGGAUGAAAGUGCCGGCACUAGCACGGACUGCAAUGUGGCGGUUGCCAGCUCACCACAGAAACCAGCGAACGAAGCGGCAGAGCAGAGCAGCAGCAGCACUCAGGUCGCUGAGGAGAAACUGGACAAAAUAGAGACUACAAGUGCGGAUCAGCAGCUCAACGAGGCGGAUGAGGCCUUUGGGGAGGAAACUGUUACUGUGCAGCUAGAGGAUUCCCAACAGCUAAGCAAUGAGAAUCCCAAUGUGGGCACUAGUCAGUCCGAGGAGGCAGAUAAUCAAGAUAAUCAGCCUGAAGCCGGUGCCGCAGAGGAAAAUGAAGGUACCGAUGGCGUCUCCUCAGAAGGCGAGAAGCAGGCUGUUGAAGUGGAGCAGGAGGAAGGACGCGAAGCGGAGGCCACUUCACCCUCAGAGAAUACGCGUUUUCGCACGCUUCGCAACACGGUUCCCACACGCCGCAGCGGACGCUCCAUGAUUCGUGGCGGCAACAAUAACAACAACAAUAACUCGGGCAAUGCUAAUCGCCCCGCACGCAUUGUCUGGCAACGCGACAACUCUGGAAAUAUGCGCGGUGGUGGUCACAAUCAGGGCAUGAUGGAUCCGAACCAACCCAGCGGCUCGCCCAAUGGCAAUCGCAUGUUCGCUAACCGCUCACGUGGACGUCGUCCCAUGCGACGCCCCGGACCAAACAACUUUAACAGCGGCGGCGGUGGCUACUAAGCUCAUACCCAUUUUUUUUAAGUCUAGUUCCUAAGUUCUUGAUAAAAAAGAAAUACAAACGUAUCUUCAAUCUUACAAUGAUAAAAGUGAAAUAGAAGUUUAUUAAAAAACAAGAU